CGGACUGUCUCCGCCUCCUCCAGGGAAACUUGCGGGAGGAGAAAAGUUUGUUCAGAGGCUGGAAACGCCGAGAGCGAAGCUCGAAACCCGGCAACGGGAGAGGAAAAUGAACAGCCCCAGGUCAGAGCCCGAGGCCCAGUGGACCCCGUGCCGCCCCCAGAGCCCAAGGAGCGGCCUCAGUGGCAGCCGCCUUCUCCGGUAGCUGUCCGUUCAGCCCGCGGCUGGGAAGGAGGGAGCCCGGACCGUCGCUCAGUUCCACCUGCACGCGUGGCGACACACCUGGACUCUGACCUCCCGCACUAGACCAGCGGGCUCUGCAGAGCUGAGACUCGUCUUUGAAAGAAGGAGCGAUUAGUAAAUCAAACAAGAAACCCCAGACCGGUCUUCACUGACCCAUCCCGGCUAGCCUCUCUUGCUUUCCAAGCUCUUUUUAAAAGCAAGAUACACUGACCUCAGUUCCGGAAAGUUGGCAGCCACCGAUCCCCGGAUCCGAGAGCGGCAAAGGCUUGACAAGUUCCGCACUGCGUGGGAAGAGACUGAUGGCUGAGGUUGGAGGUAGGUCCAGAACGUCUGAGGCCUGAGCCUUGGGGCGCUCCGGGCUCCUAACCCCACCCUACAGAUACUAUCCCUAGAUCGAACCGUGAGUUCCAAAGCUGUGCAAUACUGACGACCAUCAUCAUGUCCAUCCCCGGAGUCAACGCGUCCUACUCCACUCCGGAGAGGCUGAACAGCCCAGUGACCAUCCCCGCAGUGAUGUUCAUCUUUGGGGUAGUGGGCAACCUGGUGGCCAUCGUAGUAUUGUGCAAGUCGCGCAAGGAGCAGAAGGAGACGACCUUUUACACUCUAGUGUGUGGGCUGGCUGUCACUGACCUACUGGGCACCUUGUUGGUAAGCCCAGUGACCAUCGCCACAUACAUGAAGGGCCAAUGGCCCGGAGACCAGGCACUGUGUGACUAUAGCACCUUCAUCCUACUUUUCUUCGGCCUGUCGGGUCUCAGCAUCAUCUGUGCCAUGAGCAUUGAGCGUUACCUGGCCAUCAACCACGCCUACUUCUACAGCCACUACGUGGACAAGCGGCUGGCCGGCCUCACACUCUUCGCGGUCUACGCAUCUAAUGUGUUGUUCUGCGCGCUGCCCAACAUGGGCCUGGGCAGGUCCGAGCGGCAGUACCCCGGCACCUGGUGCUUCAUCGACUGGACCACCAACGUAACGGCCUACGCCGCCUUCUCUUACAUGUACGCGGGCUUCAGCUCCUUCCUCAUCCUCGCCACCGUGCUCUGCAAUGUGCUGGUGUGCGGCGCGCUGCUCCGCAUGCACCGCCAGUUCAUGCGCCGCACCUCGCUGGGCACCGAGCAGCACCACGCGGCCGCCGCCGCUGCGGUGGCUUCGGUGGCCUGUCGGGGCCACGCGGCCGCCUCCCCAGCCCUGCAACGCCUCAGCGACUUUCGCCGCCGCAGGAGCUUCCGGCGCAUCGCGGGUGCAGAGAUCCAGAUGGUCAUCUUACUCAUCGCCACUUCUCUGGUGGUGCUCAUCUGCUCCAUUCCGCUCGUGGUGCGAGUGUUCAUCAACCAGUUAUAUCAGCCGAGUGUGGUGAAAGACAUCAGCAGGAACCCAGAUUUGCAGGCCAUCAGAAUUGCUUCUGUGAACCCCAUCCUGGACCCCUGGAUCUACAUCCUUCUUCGGAAGACUGUGCUCAGUAAAGCCAUAGAGAAGAUCAAGUGCCUCUUCUGCCGAAUUGGAGGUUCUGGCAGAGACCGCUCGGCCCAGCACUGCUCAGAGAGUAGGAGGACAUCUUCUGCCAUGUCCAGCCACUCUCGCUCCUUCCUCUCCCGGGAGUUAAGGGAGAUCAGCAGCACGUCUCAGACCCUCCUGUACCUGCCAGACCUAACUGAAAGCAGCCUCGGAGGCAGGAAUUUGCUUCCAGGUCCACAUAGCAUGGGCCUGACCCAAGCAGACACCACCUCGCUGAGAACUUUGCGAAUUUCAGAGACCUCAGACUCCUCCCAGGGCCAGGACUCUGAGAGUGUCUUGUUGGUGGAUGAGGUUAGUGGGAGCCACAGAGAGGAGCCUGCCUCUAAAGGAAACUCUCUGCAAGUCACGUUCCCCAGUGAAACGCUGAAAUUAUCUGAAAAAUGUAUAUAGUAGCUAAAGGGAGAGAGAAAGCACUGUUUUGGAAUCUGAUAAAAUCCUGUGCAAUAGACGUAAUAUGUUUAGCUGUACUCAGAAGGGCUGUCUCCAUCUAGGACUCCUCCUAGAGAACAUUCGAGCUCCUGAGGACUCUUCAAGGCUGCAGAUGGAGGACCUUGAGCACCCCAGGCCUGAAGCACAUUGGCUGCCAUUCUGAUGUGACUCAAGAUGCAACUUGGCAGCUUUUUUUCUACUGGACAGGAAGAUGGCAGAAGCUACGCCAUUGUCAUAGCAAAAGAGCUUUCUAUUUGGCACAUACCAGGGGUACAGCUACUGGAAGGGCUUUACCCCAAACUCUGAGGACUACCUUACAGCUGACUCAAGUGUCUCACUAAAGCAUGAAAUGUGAAUUUUUAUUGUUGGAAAUAUAAUUUAAGGUAUUUAUGUUCUUCUCUGUGAGAAGGUUUAUUGUUAAUACAAGGUAUAAAAAACAUAUGCUAUGCCCUCUCCUGCCAAUAUAACCAGCUAAUAUUGUCGAUGUUAUUUUUUUCCCAUAAACAAGUUCAGGCCAAGAUGUUGAAAAUGGAGUGAAACUAAUAUCUAUAAAAUAGAUAUACAUUUUAAAAAUAGUUUAGUAUCAUCAAAGAAAAAAGAAAAAUAAAUAGUAUUUAAGAUGUGAAAAAUAAACAAUCUAAAAUUUAUUUUCCAAGCUAUAUAUAAUAAUGAAAAAAAACUAAAACAUAAUAUUACAUUUAUUUAUCCAGAAAACUGUGAUUUCAGGAGUAGCUAACAUUGUCGGUAAAUAUUUUCAACCUUUGUCCCCACAAAUUGGUAUUUUUAAAGAUGUAACAUACUUUUUUUUUAAAGUAUCUAGCUACCCAUAAGGGAAGUAUAUAGUAUAAAAAGUCUAAGUAGCUUAUUCUGUCCUGAAAGUGUGUGUAGUUUUACUUGUUCAACAGAAUGUCCGACCGCAUCCUUUUAAAACUUAAAGAGAAAGACAACUUCACAGAAAGAGACCCAGAUGGCUCUCUGGUGUGGUUUCCUCCCAGUUGUGUGUGUCAGGAGACUGACAAUUUAGUAACUCCCAGUAAUGCUGUGCUUGUGCUUGGAGGAGCUUUCUCAGAGAAAUAUCAAGCAUGUUUUGUUGCUUAACAUGUCCUUGUGAAUUGCUUGGUUGUGGUUAAAUUCUGAGCCGGAUACUGAUAUGAGUUUAAAGAGUAGCUGAACCAACUGAAAUUAUUACAGAGAUUACAAUAAAUAAUUGCAUUCAAUCUGAGUUCCAUAGUCUCAAUUUUGGAAAAGAUUAACAGAUUUUUUCUUGCUGUUUUGUUUUGGAACACUUAUGUCAUUUUAAAUUUAAAGGGUUGGUUGGUUGGUUGGUUGGUUGGUUGGUUGGUUGGUUUUGUUUUGUCUGAAGCUUGAAGACCCUUCUAUUCUAUUUUAAAGAAAAACUCCAAGACAGCAAGUUGUAAAUCUCACCAGCUGCCCACAGGAGAAGGACAGAGAAGAGAGUAAAGGUCUUGCCACUCAGUUAAGUGGACAUGGAGAUCAGCGACAUAGCAGACAAGCAGCCACAUGGUCAGAAGAGGCACUUUAGAGAAUAAGGAAGCCCAAAGUACCAAAAAAGCACAUGUAGGCUUUAGCCAGCAUCUGAAAAGAAUAAAAAGGAAAAAGUCAUGCCUUUCUGGGUGAGGACUCUGCCAGAUGGGCAGACCCAAAAGGAGUUCAUGGCAGACAUGAAGUGACUGCAUAGGUGGGGAGGAAUUCAGGAAAAAUGCAUUAUCUCUAGGCGGAGAGUAGAGAUAUGUCAUGUCUGCUGAGUUAAUCCUGUUGGCCCAAUCAAUCAAGAGACCAAGGGACUAUACCCUCAGGAAGUAGGGUCCACCUUAAGCUAUGCUAAAGAGACAGGAGGGAUUAACUAUCUCCUUAAUGAGGUAAAUUAAAAUUUUUAAACUGAUUUUUAAACAUAAUUUUAAAAUAAUGUUAUUAUUAAAUUGUCAAGCAUAGUCUAAAACCUUAGGAACCAUGAUCCAAGUGACAGACAACAAGUACUCGAUUUCACCAGUUUGUGUCACUGGUGGGAGAAUCAGUUAGGCUUAACUAGCUUCAUGUUCAAUAUUCAAACAAUUAUCACCAACUAUUGACAUUAAUACUUCCUAUUUGCUUGCUCCAUAUCAGUGUUUCUAAAAUGUUAGCCUGCAUAAGUCAUCUAUAGAACCUUUUUUUUCUUCCUUCCAGCUCUCCUCUCCUCCCUUCCCCUUCCCUCCAUCUCCCCUCUCUACCUUACCCCUUCCUAACUCGACUCUCCUCUCCUUCCCUCCCUAGUGACCCACCUCCAUCUCUCCAGAAUCCUGCCCUAUGGUUCAUGCUGGCCUGUAAAACUCCUGUGGUGUGCUGAGAUUACAGAACUGCACCAGCACAUCCAGCAAGGCUCCAAUUCAGUAGGUGUGGGUAUCUACAUUUUUAAAGUGUUCAUACAUGACACUGAUGCUGCCAGUUUUGGUAUAAACUUUAGCAAUAAUCUCUAGGCUUGAAGUCACAAUUUACUAUUUGCAAAUGUUGAAAGAUAUUUUUAGAGAGUGGCAAAAAAGCAAGACAUAAUCUUUGCAGGCCUCCAUGAACAUGAUCUAUAGAGAUCAUCCAUCCCUAGAUUUAAUAUAUAAAUUAAUGUAUAUAUAACUUCAUCUAUGUCCAUAGAGCAAGCAAAAACCUCAUUCAUGAAUUAGUAUUACUAAUAAGCAAGACAUAGCUCAUGCAUGUUUACCUCAGAUUCACUAUCCAGAACACUGACUUGGCUUAGUCUUGUUUACUGAAAUAGUCACAUACAUUUGUCCUUUAAGGUAUACUGAGAUAGUCUCUUGACAUUUGUUCUUUAAAGUAUACAUCCUUUGAAAUGUUUUAGUAUGUUCAACUAAGAUAAUGCAGCUAUCACUGAUGUCCAAUUCCCAAACAUUUUUAUCAUCCCCAGAAGGAAUCACAUGCCACCUGCAAUCAAUGGCCAUUGUUCUCAGCCCCAGUCCUUCAAAACCAAUAUGCCUAUGGAUUUCUCUAUUGUGAACACUUUAUACAAAGAAAAUAAUGUAAUUACUGGCAUUUUUGUUGUCCAUCGUAAUGGUAGAAUAACAUUUUCAUGAGUGGGUAGUAUUAGUCAGUACGUUAGCCCUUUUUAUGUCUGAAUAACAGCCCAUGAAAUAGAUGUACUAAUUUUCUAAUUGAUCAGUCUGCACUGAUCUCACUCUUCGGCUACUGUAAAUAUGCUAAGAACUUUCUUGUAUACAAAUGUUUUUAAUCCUUUUGGGCUUGUAACUGGGAAUGAAACAGCUGGGACAUACAAUAAUACUAAGUUCAGUGUUUUGAGGCAACGUUGAACUGUUUUCCACAUGACUGUACCAUUUUACAUUCCCACCAGCAGCAUAUAAGACCUUGAUUUUUCAAUAACCUGUCAACAUUACUGUAGUUUUUAUUAUAGCCAUCUAAUGGGUAUGCAGUAGUUUAAUUGCAUGUCCCAUCAAUUGAUGAUAUUUUGAAUGCAUAUACAUAUAGAAAUUGUCUACUUCUAUAUUUUAGAGAAAUGUCCAUUGAAGAAUUUUUUUUUUAAAGUUUUAGUGGUUUAUCUGGGUACAAUAAUCAGCCAAGGCUGCCACAAUAAAUGCUCUGGAGUAUGUCUUAACCAACGGAAACUUAUUUUCUCAGAGUUCUAUUGGCUGGAAGGUGUUGGCAGGGUUGGCUUCUCUUGAGGCUUCUCUUGUUGGCUUGACAACUUUCCCAAUACAUUCCCACAUGGCCUAUGUGUGUAUUUCCAUGCUGUGUGAAAACCUCCACUUACCCCACCCCAUUACAAAAACACCAGGCAUCCUGGAAAGGACCUCACAUUGAUACCCUACCUGUAAACGCUUUAUCUACAAAUACCAUCAUAGUAAGGAAUUUGAGAGUCAACAAAUGAACUUGACAGAUACACAAUUUCAUUUAUUGUCGAAUCUAGUAUAUACUUUAAGAACAGCCAAGGAAAAGAAAGCCAUCACUGUUCCAUCCUCUGGUCCAUAGUGGGUUGUAAGAUUCAACAGCUACAUAAUAAAGACUGUUGUAUUGUUCAUUC
Mastomys coucha (southern multimammate mouse) is the source of this 6223-nucleotide messenger RNA. It is a transcript of the gene Ptger4, whose product is annotated as prostaglandin E receptor 4. The transcript has 3 exons. Gene Ontology annotation, cellular component: plasma membrane. Gene Ontology annotation, molecular function: prostaglandin E receptor activity. NCBI's taxonomy places the organism in Eukaryota, Metazoa, Chordata, Mammalia, Rodentia, Muridae. Gene Ontology annotation, biological process: inflammatory response; adenylate cyclase-activating G protein-coupled receptor signaling pathway; cellular response to prostaglandin E stimulus. Bases 679 to 2142 code for a protein of 487 amino acids. The record is from RefSeq and is a predicted model, not a curated record.